AUGGCCGCGGACACCACCACCCCGAACAAGGCAACCAACACCAACACGCCCGCAACCCAGAAGACACCGACGACAAACCCCAAGGGUGCUCCUACUACCCCGGCAGAAAAGUCCACACCCGCACCAGAGUCUUCGAAUCCGCCUCCGCCUGCCUCGACGCCGGCCAAGUCGACCCCCAAGAACACGCCCAAGCAGCAGUCGUCACCCGAUCCAGCCUCCAGCUCCCCCGCACCCGAGAGCUCGAGCGCCGCGGGGACUGUCGUCAUCACGCCGACCGGCGGUCAGAGUCCGACCGAGACGGCCUCGGUGCCUACCCUGACGACUCCGGGUACCACCACCUUGCUGAACCUGCCGACGCUCAAGACGACCGACACCGCUAUACCCGCGUACCCGGCGCCGACCGUUCCCCCGACUGAGAACGCGCCCUUCAUGCAGCACUCCAACCUGCCGGAUGGCACGGUCUUCAUUGCCGUCGGUGCCAUUCUCGGUGGCUUUGCCGCCGCGCUGCUUGUCUGGCGAGCCGUCGUGGCCUACCUGCUGCACCGCUCCAUCGCCCGUGCUGCCCUGGCCCAGCACGCUGCAAAUGACAAGGCUCCCUUUGCUCCCGCCGCCGCGCCCUUUUACAAGUACUCGGAUCGCGAAUCGUCGCUCAAUGUUGGCGCCGCCGGUGCUGGCAGCGUGGCUGGCUCCGGACGCGGCGUCCGCCGUACCAACCGCGGUCCUACGCCCUCGGCCACGCCUUCGCAGACGAACCUGUUCUUCUCGCCCACGGCUCCCGGUGCGAGCGGCAUGGGUGCCGGCGGCAACCGCGACUCCCGACUGCUGCCGUCGGGCUUCUACGCUGCCGGGACUGCUUCGCCUGCAGGUGCAGCACAGGGACAAGCUAUCAACAUGUCCAACCUGCGUCCCGACUCGCGCCACGGCCGGAACAUUGGGCCCAGCCCGCCCGACUCGCCCAACUUUGGCCCCAUGCGCACGAACCUCGCUGGUCGCAACAUGAGCGGCAGCUCCGUCAGCCUCAACCGCCCCGCGAGCGGCCGCGCCCCGAGUGCGUUUCUCGAUGACCUGCUGGACGACCAACCGCAUCUGUUCCCUCCCGGCACGGGCCCAUCACACAAUCACUCGUACAGCCAGUCCAGCCACGGUGGCAGCCGGUUCUAG
Molecule: messenger RNA, 1161 nt
Organism: Sporothrix brasiliensis 5110
Lineage: Eukaryota; Fungi; Ascomycota; Sordariomycetes; Ophiostomatales; Ophiostomataceae
Exons: 1
Coding region: 1-1161 (386 amino acids)
Cellular component (GO): fungal-type vacuole
Source: RefSeq, a predicted model, not a curated record